AUGAACUGGAACCUCCUUUUUCUAUUUUUGUUUUUCGCCGAGGCGAGUCUCAAUGGUCCCGCUAAAGGGGGCUUGACUGAUGAAACUAAGGCGGACUUCAAUGCCCCAGCCGAAAUGAGCGAAACUGACCCUGUGAUUGAGCCUGAAUCGACCUUGUCAUCUUUUGUGAAGCGGCCGAAGAUUGAUAAUGGAACUUGCCCUGACGAAGAAACUGCCAUCCUCUGCGAUGGAUUUUGCUACGUCGAGUACUUGGAAUGCAAGGAGAACUGCGACACGGCCAACUGCGAGAGGACUUGUUUGUCCGAAUACACAAGAUGUUAUGAUUCCUGCCCAUGUUUUGCCGACUGCCCGAAUGGCUGUGAAGGAUGCGCAAACAGCAUUUGUACCUGCAGCUCGCCUCAAACGAACAACAGCUUCUACAAACAGUGCAUCAAGGAGGCCUCCCAAGGACUGAACGACUGCAUUGGAAACUGCACGGCCAACGAAACCUGCUUUGAAGACUGCUUCGACGACUUUUUGAUGGUGUCACGAAAAUGUCCUUGCUUGACCGAAUGCGAAAAAGGAUGCCCUUGCGAAGAUGGAUUUCACUGCCAAGAAUACGUUCUUGGCAUGUGUCAAGAACGAGGAACGAACUCAAACCCUGUUAACUACACCUAUGUGAUGUCUGCGGAUGGAUACUUUAUCGAAAAUCGACAUUUUCUUUCGCCUCAAUCAAGUGGCGAGACUUCUUAUUAUCCAUUUUUAUACCGAGCGGCAUCAGCUCUCCUGAAUGGCGAGAUAUAUUUCUUUGGUGGUGAUCACGAUGCUUACAAGAUUGGUAAACUGAAAGAAUGCGAGAUCAUAGAUACGAGGAAACGUUUGGUCAAUGGUCAAACCGUAUAUUCUCAAUAUGCGUCGAUUAUAACAGUACCAGAGGUCCGAGACGAGGUUGUUAUCUGCAGGGGAAGUUCAUCCGCGUGUCAAAGCUUUGAUGGUGAGACGGCAAAAGCAAUCGCUAGUACCGCAGCUAGUCAUAAUUAUGCGUGCAUGGCAUUGUAUGGAGGUCAGCCACUAAUUGUCGCUGGAUCGGCAACGAAUACUGUUGAAAGCCUUGAACUAAGUGGCUGGAUACAAGAGCCCGUUCAUCCGUCUGGAAUGCUUCGUUAUCAUGCGUGUGUGACUGUUGAAGAUGGUGUUAUAACAACAGGCGGAUACGACGGGUCAGAAUAUUUGAAAAGUGUUCAUCUCUUCCGAAAUGAACAAUGGACACUUGUUGGACAAAUGUCAAAUACAUUUGCAUAUGGAUCAAUGAUUGCUGUUGAAGGCGCAUUCUUGGUUUACGAUGGAUACACAACCAAUAUGGUCGAGCGAGCCGAAUGGAACGGUGAAACCGUCGUCUCAACUCGAAACAUAACUAACCUCGGAGGAAAUUGCCACCGACCAAUUCUUUUCUUAACUGAACCCGAUUACUGCAGCGAUUUCUGUUCUGAUCACUUCUGUUACGUCUGA
Oikopleura dioica is the source of this 1488-nucleotide messenger RNA. The record is from the annotation of a GenBank genome assembly. Lineage: Eukaryota; Metazoa; Chordata; Appendicularia; Copelata; Oikopleuridae.